This is a messenger RNA of Saccharomyces paradoxus, 2055 nucleotides long. RefSeq names its product Atp22p (gene ATP22). Bases 1 to 2055 code for a protein of 684 amino acids. Lineage: Eukaryota; Fungi; Ascomycota; Saccharomycetes; Saccharomycetales; Saccharomycetaceae. Gene Ontology annotation, biological process: regulation of translation. Gene Ontology annotation, molecular function: translation regulator activity. The transcript has a single exon. Gene Ontology annotation, cellular component: mitochondrial inner membrane. The record is from RefSeq and is a predicted model, not a curated record.
AUGGUAAAAUGUAUAUACCGUGUCUAUUUUGGGAAUUUGGCUCAAAUGGUCACUCGACCGCUAUUUAAACAUGUGGGUAGCGCAUACGCCUACCAAGUUCUACCUAUUACCAAUUUGCGUUCCUUAUCUACAAAGAGUUGUCCGUUGGAAAGUAAACUAAAUCGUUCAUAUUCUGUGCAGUUUGGCGAUUCUGAACGACUGAUGCCAUGUUUUAGCAAAGGCGGAUCUUCGAAAAAUGUGCAAAAGCAUUUAUACGAGCUCCGACAAUUGAAAAGUGUAUUAAGUGAGACUUUUGGAGUAACUGAAUACGCCUCUUUUUUUGGGUCCUUACAAAAUACCUUGCAUAUAAAGAAUUGCUCGGAAAGCGAAAAGAAGAAACUUUUAUAUGAUAUAAUUUUGCAUCAACAUGAGUUGUACCCUGAGGUGGCAAGAAAGAUUGGAUUUUAUAUACCAGAUGAGGUCCACAAGUGGUUCUGGCAUCAUAUUCCAAAAUCUGAAUCUUUCAAUCACUAUCUCUUUCUUUUGAAAAAUGACGUUCUUCUCUCCACUUCUGGCUACUGUACAAAGUUUACCAAUAGGUUGAUGAAGGGUACUGAGAUGGAGAGGCAGUUGGCCACAUUCCAAAUUUUUUUGCAUGAUGAAACAAACAUAAAGUUGAUAAUGGAAAAAGUGCUGAAAUUGCAUACAUUUGACAGCUUAGCCGCCUUAGUGAAUGGCCUUGCUAAGGCGAAAGAUUUCAGAUUUAUUAAAGUAUAUAUUCAAGCCCUACUACAGAAAUUGGAGCAACACUGUUAUUCUGGUGAAGAUGGAGCAAAGCAAAAAAGCUUACGUUUUGUCAAGUUCAAUAAUACCUUACUUUAUUACCUUUUGAAAAGUGGAAAUGUUGAGCUAUUCAUCAAGACCUUCCAAGAGGAACUAAAAUUCAUUAUAAACUCAGGAUUACUUAAUCACAUCGAUGGAAAGGAACAUAUAUUAAAUUUUCCUAUUCAUCAUUACCUGAAUUUGCUUCGAAUAUCUAAUAGGCAGGAAGAACUUUUCAAUGUAAUUUCCUGUUUACAAAGCAGUCCACUGAUGAAGUAUAAAUUGUUCAAGGAAUUUUUAAUGGGCGAACUAAUUGCAUCUUUUCAAGCCUUCCGCGACCCAAAAUUGGUGUGUAAAUACCUCCUCUCAUCGUACAGCUUGAAACCGUCUGCUAAUAUUUUGAAUGCUCUAGGGAUUUGGGGGUGGCUCUAUCACACAAAAUCAACGACUUUAACAGUGUCUGAGUUAGAAAAAGAGUUGAAGAACAACAAUAAUAUCCUGCCGAACACAAUGCGAAUAGCGUCGCCAGUAACUGUUCCAAUUUUAACUGAACUGUAUAGAAGCCUCUUGUCUUCUAGUUUUGUUUCAUUGGAAAGGGGUCAAUUUAAGAAUUGUCUUCUUGAUUUAUAUUACAAGUACAGGAGUUUUCUUUCUAGGGAAGCUCGUAAGUAUAGGUACUGGAGAAAUGAUACCGGAAUCCUGAACGUUUUUUUGAAUUACAUUAGAUUUCAAGCUCGUGAGCCAAGACUGGCCUAUGAUGUUCUUUUGGAUUUUUAUUCUCAACCUUUCGCCAAAAAUGUGAAUUUAACGACCACACUAUGUCCUUUUUCCAUAGUGGCUUAUAAAAAUCAUGCGUUAACGCAAGUGGAAUUAUCAGAACUGCUACAGGUAAUGCAUAAAAAUAGGGUGCCCCUAACGUUCAAAUUUUGCUCCGCAAUGGUAAUGCAUUACAUCAAAAUGAGAGACGAAAAAGGAGCACGCUCCUGGUAUAAUAAGAUACUUUUUGGAGGCUUUGAAAUAAGGCAUAUGGCCUUGAUACAGAUAAUAAAAGACCAAGGUUGGCCGUUUCCAAAAAAUUUUGACGAAACAUUACUGACGGAAUUGAUUGAAAAUAGUAGCAUCAAAGAACCUACGGACAGCACCUUAUUUACAGAUGAAGAUAUGUUUGAAGAAAGUAGUGAGCCUAGAUUCAAUGAUGACGAUGUUAAUAAAUGUACAAAUAUUAUAAGAGAGACAUUGAAAAUUCUAAAUUAA